Rhopilema esculentum is the source of this 8582-nucleotide messenger RNA. Its product is annotated as stAR-related lipid transfer protein 9. Lineage: Eukaryota; Metazoa; Cnidaria; Scyphozoa; Rhizostomeae; Rhizostomatidae. The record is from RefSeq and is a predicted model, not a curated record. Gene Ontology annotation, molecular function: microtubule binding; ATP binding; microtubule motor activity. Gene Ontology annotation, biological process: microtubule-based movement.
GUGUGUGGUGAGAUACUAGUCAAUACUCUGAUCGUCUUUGUCAAUACUACCUGUAGUUUUGUUUGAUUUAAAUAAUUUUUUCUUAGGUACAUUUCUAAUAAAUAGAAGCGCUAAUUGAAUUGUUUGACAAAUACAUGCUAUUUUUACGUUGAGAGUAAAUUUUGAUCCGAGAGUUCUUUUCUUGGAAGAGGAAAAAUUAAUUUUCUGUCUAUUUUGUCUUUUACUCUAGUUAACUACAGAAUGUAUAUCGAGGCAGUCAUUACGGAACUUCAAAAAGUAUUCUAAAGGUUUAUUGACAAGAGAGUAUGUAAGUAGAUUAGCAAAUUUAUUUUUUUCUCUUUUGCUUUAUUUUCCUGCAAGAUAUGUUUUUGUCAGACAGCUUUUUAAUUUUUGAUAAAUAUCCACAAAUAUUUAAUGUGGUAAACCACAGGGAAGGAAAUGGCGCCUCUUGAAAACAGGGCAUCUCUACGCCUGAGUGAAUAACAAGAAUUUACUUUCGAAAAUGGAUUGUUGCCAGUUGGUGAAAUGUUUGCAGAAGUGAGGGGAGGUAAAAGGUCGUUAAUUGAUGAAAAUUAAGGAAAAAUUCUGUUGCUAUUAAUAAUAAGGGGCUCGGUCUUGUAAUUUUCGGUUUAUUGGUAAUUAGAAGAGGCUUGUACUUAGGCCGGACAGCUGAGAAAGGGACGUUUGUGCUUUUGAUCAAGCAUCGGAUCUCAACAAAGUUCAGAAAAAAAUUGUUUGCUCUAGAGAAAAACAAGAGAAGCACGUUUAAUGGAAGCUGUAAAAGUUGGUGUUUGUAUCCGAUCUUUGACAAAAGACGAGAAAUCAAAGAACUUGAAAAAUGCGACUAGAGUGGACGGAAAUCAACUAAAGAUUCGCUUUGGCGAUGGAAGAGAGAAAACUUUCACUUGGGACUACGGGCCAUUUGUCCUUGCUGAUGAUAAAAGUCAAAAUGAUGGAAGCUCUGCUCAGCAGGUGCAUGAUUCAGUGUCACAGUUUAUCAUAAAAAAUGCCUUCCAAGGUUACAAUACCUCUGUGUUCACUUAUGGUGCUAAAGACACAGGAAAAUCAUGGAUAUUGUUUGGAGACAGUCGGAAACACGGCCUAAUUCACAAAGUUAUGGAAUCUGUUUAUGAUAAGGCAUCAGCUUAUGAUGAAUCAACAACAUUUAGAACAGAGCUAAGUUUUCUUGAAGUAUGUGGAAAUGAUAUUACUGAUUUGAUAUCAGAAAGAAGCUCAGUGAAAUCCUCAGAAGGAUCUCAGAAGUUAAAAGUACGGGAGCAUCCAGAUAUGGGAGUUUACAUUGAAAAGCUCAGUAAGCAUAUUGUAACUGAUGCAAAUGAAGCCAAAUCUCUUAUGGAGAAAGCGAUAAAGCGAAGGCGCAGACUGGCAGCUCUAGAUCCUUCAUCACGUGGCAAUUCUCAUGCUAUUUUCAGAAUUGUUUUGACACAGGCACGAAUAGAAGAUGAACUUCCUCUGGAGCUUAUCAGUAAGAUAACAAUUAUCGAUCUUUCAAGCAGGGAUAAGAACUUGACCAAUGGACAUCCGAUGAAUGGCCACGUCAGUGAUGUCAUUGAGGAAGAGGAAGUUAAAGGUGGCCUAGAAGUUUUAAAUGACGUCAUAACAUCACUUGCAUCGCAGAAUUACGCCAAUUUUAACUCAUCGAUGAGCAAAUGGGGAAACCCAGUGGUUCCCUAUCGCGAUUCUGUUCUUACAUGGAUGAUGAAAGAAACUUUGGGUGGAAAUAGCGAGAGUCUCAUGUUAUGCUGCAUUUCUGCGUGUGAAAAGACAGUCCAAGAAACCGUGAAUUGCCUAAAGUAUGGUAGCAUGGUGAGGAAUAUAAUCAACAAACCAGUCAUAAACGAAGACUCAAAUGUGAAACUUAUCAGAGAGCUGAAAGCAGAGAUCGACGCAUUGAAAGAACAAGCAAAAUCAAAGGUCUCAAAUGGACCAAUGACCGAAGCGCAAAAGAAACUACAAAGAGACACUGAACUGAUGCAGAGGCUGACGGGAAUAUGGGAAGAAAAAUGGAGCAAGGCACAGAAGCUGAUGGAGGAAAAGUCACUGGAUGUGACAGAUCUGGGGUCUGCUGUAAAACUUGAAACAAAACAACCACAUUUCGUAAGCCUUGGAGGUGGAAGACUCAGUGUUGGUGUUAGUAUCAUCCCGAUUAAAAAAGGUAACACAGUCGUGGGUCUCUCAGAUGAGGUUUGCAAGCCAGAUUUGGAAGUGCAAGGCAAUGGUGUCGUGAGCAAUCAUUGUAUGGUCGAGUAUGAUGGAGAUGUCGUUGUAUUGCACCCCGGCAAUGGUCAUGUUUCAGUGGAUGGAAUACCAAUUACAGAAGCAACAAGACUGCCACAAGGUUCAAUGAUUUGUCUUGGCAAGAACAACUAUUUUCGCUUCAAUCACCCCAAGGAAGCAGCAAGAAUUAAGCAAGAGAACCCAAAUAUUCGAUUUUCCAUUGUACCUGAUAACAUUUAUCCAGAUGUACAGCUAGCAAUAGAGCAACGUCGAAAGGAGAUGCAAGAGAAGGAAAAAUUGAAAGCAGAGAACAAGCGGCUGCUAGCUCUGGAACAGCAAUAUGUCCAGUCGCUGGAAAGGUUGAGUUUUGAGAAGGAACACGUUGAGCAAGAAAGGCGGAAACUUCAGGCAUUACAGCAACAACAGCAGAGCUAUGCUAACCAGUUUGACCGAGAAAUCUCAAUCCAGAUUGAAGAACUGGAGCUCAAGCGCAGAGAGUUGCGAAAGUAUGAGCAUGAAAAGGAAAAACUGCUGAAGAAAGAGAAGGAGAUUGAACUGGCGGGGCAAAGACUUGUAGAGAAUCGAACAAAGCAAGAAAAAAUCAAGGCUGAGUUUGAUUCUUUGGAAUGCAAGCAAGAAAAAAUAGAGUUGGAUGAAUUCGAGAAGCUAGAGGAAGCUUUGAUGAAAAGUGUGGCAAAGGAAGAUAAGGAAUCAGUAAAUGGUAUGCACGACGAGGAUGAUGCGAAUAGCACUGCAGAGCGUAACGUCAAGGAAAAUGCUGUUGGAGACCUUGAUAGCAUUGAGGAAGAUUUAAGGUUGCAGGAAAUGUAUCGACAACAGAGGGUAGAAAUUGAUCGAGAGAAGCGACAACUAGAAGAAAUGGAGAAGCUUCACAAGAAAUUAGAAUCACAGCUUGCUGGUCAGAUUGAAAAGCUUCAAGGUGAAAGGGAGAGUGAAUUGGAGAAAAUUAACAAGGAGAAGACACGGCUUAAAAAGAUCGAGGAGAAGCAAGAAAGCAUGCUGAGGCAGAUUGAGAACGAGAAAAACCGUAUAGAGGUUGAGAGGCUGGCCGAGACACAAAAAAUGCAGGAGAAGGUGAUCAAUGAAUUGAAGGUUGAAGAGGAAAGAGUGAAUGUCUUGAAAAGAGCUGCUGAGGAACAGCAAAAAGAAAGGGAGUUGAUAAAUGCCGAGAAAGAGCGGUUAUUGCAGUUGGAGCAGGAACAUAUUCAGGCUCUGCAAGAAUUGCAGCUCAAUAAGUUGUCACAACAAGAGAAGCUUGAACGGGAGAGACAGCUCGAACUUGAGUAUAUUGAGACAGAACAGCUGAUGCUGGAAGAACUGGAACAGAAACAGUUCGAAUCUGCGAGGCAGAUGGAAUAUGGCGCACAACUUCUUAGAGAGCAGUUGCAGAAAGAGAGUAACGAGGAAAGGAGAAGGCUAGAGGAGAACAGAAAGCUUGUUGAUCUGGUUUCAAAGAGACACGAAGAUGCCCUGAAAGAGGCUGAACAGGAACGAAAAAUGCUGCAAGAAAUGAGAGAAAAGGAACAGGACCUGUUAAGAACUGAACGGGAAAGGCUAAAUAAAAAGGAAUCAGAGUACAAGGAUUAUAUACAAACAUUAGAAGAUGAGAAAAAAGUCUUGAAAGAAGAACUGGAAAAACAAAGGAAAGCUGAGGUCGAUAAGGAAGAUUUUAAACGAUCGUCAUCACUUCCAAUGUCAUUUAAGUCCUUUCAAGAAGUUGAUCCUGCUAUGCUUCGAAGAUGCAAAACUCCCGAGGAUAAGAUGAAAGAGAUCGAAGAAAACAAACAGCGUUUGGAUGAUCUGAGGAAACAGGUUGCAGAGAAGGCUGAACUAGAGUGGAAAGAGAAGAAAGAACGCAUUGAAAGGCAACAGAAAGAAGAGCGGGACUUGGAAGAAAAACGAAUACGUCUGGAAGAAAUGCGCAAAGAACAAGAGCGGCAAGCUGAACAUGAUCGGUCGCUUAUGCAGGAAGAAGCAGAUAAGAUUCGAAAGCAUGAAGAAGCCCUACUGCAAAAAGAAAAAGAGCUGGAGGAUCUCAAACGGGAAAGGGACAGACGCCUUGAGCUUGAACUAGAAUUAGAAAAUGAGAGGGUCAACGAAAACAAACUAGAGCAGUCGUUAGAAGAGGAAAAGAGAAAGCUAGAAACCUUGGAAAAGACACUAAGCGAAGAAAGAAAUAGAAGGCAGGAAAUUGAAAAACGAUUAGAACAGAAGGAGAAAAAUGACGAAGUCAGGAGUAAAAUUGAGGAUCGAAAACAGACUUUGGAAGCUCGCACAUCAGUCUCUUCAUCCAAUAUCAAACAUCGUAUACCCUCCUACACUCCGUCAAUUCGAUCGUUUCCUGGAUCAAUGUUAUCCGAUGAUAUCAAUCUUCUGCAUCACAUAGUUGCAUCAGGACACAUACUAGAGAACUGCCCGUCCGUCAAAAUCAACAAGUACUCUUGUAGAGGAUAUCUCUCAAAAAUGGGGCGGUCUCGUUUUCACUCUUCUUGGACUAAACGGUGGUUCGUAUUUGAUCGAAAACUACGAGCUCUGUGCUAUUACCAGGAUGAAAGAAAAACUAAACCAAAAGGUGUCAUAUACUUCCAGGCGAUUCAGGAAGUAUAUGUUGACAAUAGCGCAAAGAAAAGUCCGAAUCCGAAAACAACGUUCUGCGUGAAAACCCCACAAAGGAACUUCUUGUUAUCCGCCUCGAGCCCAAUUGCAAUGAGUAUAUGGAUUGACGUCAUAUGUACUGGGAAGGAGGGGGCUUUGUGCUAGAGUGUUUUAUCUGGAGCUCACCAUAUACGAAUUCAAGGUAAGAAUGUUAGUGAAGCAUCACGUCGCAUAUAACGGACACCAUGUCUGCUGUGCUACUUCGCUCCUUCCACAUCACGAAUUGCCUAUGCAUUUUCAAGAUUAUUCCCGAAAAAAGAAAGUGGUCCAGGUUACGAAAGCCAAGUUAUUGCAGUGCUUGAAGAUUGCAGAACAAUGCUUAAGGACAGUUGUGAAGUCGAUCUUCUAUCACGUGCCUGUGAAGUUCUUCUCAGUAGUUCUUCUUCAGAGUUUUUGAAAAGGAAAUGAAUAAGGUUUGAGCCCUGAGCGUGAGCUUGUUUAUGGCCCAUUGCGAGUUGCUUUGGUUGUACGAAUCAGUUGUUUUCAAGUAUGAUCGCAAAAUCUGAUGUCAGUGAUAUAUGCAAGUUAUCCGUAAUCUGAAGAUGCAAACUUACAUAGCGCUGCUUAUUGUCAACGAUUUGAAAUGCUGACUUGGUCCUAGCUAAUCAGUAAGUACAGAUCAUCAGCCUUUGUGUAUGAUUGAAGACAAUGCAAUUACACAGACUUAACACCUUUUCCACCCGUUUGAGAACGUUGAUCAACUCGCUGAAAGGAACCUUUUGGUAAAAAAUACAAUCAAAGAAGCCACAAAAUAAACAAGCUUCUUUCUGGAAAAAAACUUUGGCCAUUACCUAUUAGAGCUCCUAAGUUUGGCGCAGUGGCAAAUUUUUUUCAUCAAGCUAUUGCUCCAUUUCUCAAAUUUUCCAUGCCUGACUUACCCUUUUACGACAUCUCAUUGCGUUUUGGUUUUGCAAUUUAAAGUUUCAAUGAUAUGAUAUCGCCGAGUGUACACGUAUGUUGUUAGUAUCAAUCUUAUAAAUACCUCUUUUUUGCGGACUGACCCCGUCGAUGGCACCUUUAAGCUGCUGUCAUUUACAAGGCUGUCGUCUGUGAAUACGGCAGCAUUCGUUUAGAAUCCUUGAAAUUCGAUGCACAAGGCCGAUACAUAUAUAUUAGCAAAGAAUAAAUGUUACAAUGUAUAGCGUAUAGCCACAGCUUCGCAUAAAUUUGCAACUUUGCAAUUUUACAUAGUAUUUGUAUUGUAUUUUGUCUGGCAUCGGUUGAGAGAAAUUGAGGUAUUAAUAUUUCUUGAGAAGGUUAGUCAGCCCGCGCUGGAUUCUUUGCGCAAGUAGAAAACCAGUAAAAUUGAUUUUAUAAGAGUCUUACCAACCAAAAUUCAGUCGGUUCAUGUCGUCGUUGUUCGGCGCGGUUCAUGUCGUCGUUGUUCGGCGCGGUUCAUGUCGUCGUUGUUCGGCGCGGUUCAUGUCGUCGUUGUUCGGCGCGGUUCAUGUCGUCGUUGUUUGGCGCGGUUCAUGUCGUCGUUGUUCGGCGCGGCUCAUUGCGGCACGACCCUCUACGAUUUUUCUUCAACCUGUGAGCAGAUGACAAAGAAAACGAUAGAUUAUAACUAUUUCAGGCAUGUGUUAAAAAUUCACAAGGGGAAUUUGCCCAGAAAAAAGAGAUUUAAAACAUUUACCUAACAUUAUUAGCGUUUAAACUAUUUUUAUAUAAUUUAAACUGGCGUAUAUGUAUGUCACUAGCAUGUCUUCUGUUUGAAAAUAGAAAUACCUUAAAUUUUUAUUACCGUUAUCCUCUUUCUUUUUUAUGUCUUUCUUCCAGUGCAAGGUCUUUCUCAGUUUUAAAUGAAAAAGUUAGGUUUUUGAACGUUCAAUAGGAAAUUCAGUUACGUAAAGCGCCAGUCACGUACCUAUAUUAAUUAAUUUUGACAUUAUGCGAAAAUAUUAUAGUGUAUGGUAGCAUGUGGUAAUUUAGCGUUGAGAUUUUAUAAAUGAGCGUAUUUAAAUUAAAUAUACAUAGCCAGUGAAUGCGACUUUUGUCACUUAUUUCUCCCCUGAAUGAGUUAGAUAGUAAAAACAUUCUCAGAAAUACGAAGUCUUAAAAUGUUCAUUUAUUCCUUUAUUUUAAAAGUAACGAAUUUCAGCUUUCUCCUUUGCUUUCAAUAAGAACUUUCGCAUUUUGUUUUAGUAAAAUUUGCCUUUGAGGUGGAACCCUUCCAUUGAAGACUUUAAUACCUUUUUCGUCAAAAUCCUUUUACCAAGAAACUGCAUUUUUAGAGCAGAAACGCACUUCAAAUAGGAUCAAAAGCCGAUUUAAUAGUAUUUAUGGUUUGUUCAGAGAAGAUUGAGGCAUGUUUUAGAUGAAAAAUUUCUUGGUCGAAAAUCUGAUAUUUUGGUAAGGCUCUAGUCUUGCCUUUUUCAUGAAAAUCCUUAUACCAAGAAACUGCAUUUUUAGAGCAGAAAAACACUUUGAAUAGGAUCUAGAGCUGAUUUAAAGGUAUUUAUGGUUUGUUUAGGGUAGAUUGAGUCAUGUUUUAGAUGAAAAAUUUCUUGGUCGAAAAUCGGACAUUUUGGUAAGGCUUGCCUUUUUCAUGAAAAUCCUUAUAUCAAGAAACUGCAUUUUAGAGCAGAAAAACACUUUGAAUAGGAUCAAGAGCUGAUUUAAAGGUAUUUAUGGUUUGUUUAGGGUAGAUUGAGUCAUCUUAACACCUUUUCCACCCGUUUGAGAACGUUGAUCAACUCGCUGAAAGGAACCUUUUGGUAAAAAAUACAAUCAAAGAAGCCACAAAAUAAACAAGCUUCUUUCUGGAAAAAAACUUUGGCCAUUACCUAUUAGAGCUCCUAAGUUUGGCGCAGUGGCAAAUUUUUUUCAUCAAGCUAUUGCUCCAUUUCUCAAAUUUUCCAUGCCUGACUUACCCUUUUACGACAUCUCAUUGCGUUUUGGUUUUGCAAUUUAAAGUUUCAAUGAUAUGAUAUCGCCGAGUGCACACGUAUGUUGUUAGUAUCAAUCUUAUACACACCUCUUUUUUGCGGACUGAUCCCGUCGAUGGCACCUUUAGGCUGCUGCCAUUUACAAGGCUGUCGUCUGUGAAUACGGCAGCAUUCGUUUAGAAUCCUUGAAAUUCGAUGCACAAGGCCGAUACAUAUAUAUUAGCAAAGAAUAAAUGUUACAAUGUAUAGCGUAUAGCCACAGCUUCGCAUAAAUUUGCAACUUUGCAAUUUUACAUAGUAUUUGUAUUGUAUUUUGUCUGGUAUCGGUUGAAAGAAAUUGAGGUAUUAAUAUUUGUUGAGAACGUUAGUCAGCCCGCGCUGGAUUCUUUGCGCAAGUAGAAAACCAGUAAAAUCGAUUUUAUAAGAGUCGUACCAACCAAAAUUCAGUCGGUUCAUGUCGUCGUUGUUCGGCGCGGUUCAUGUCGUCGUUGUUCGGCGCGGUUCAUGUCGUCGUUGUUCGGCGCGGUUCAUUGCGGCACGACCCUCUACGAUUUUUCUUCAACCUGUGAGCAGAGAACAAAGAAAACGACCGAUAAAAACUAUUUCAGGCAUUGCGUUAAAAAUUCACAAAGGGAAUUUGCCCAGAAAAAAGAGAUUUAAAACAUUUACCUAACAUUAUUAGCGUUUAAACUAUUUUUAUAUAAUUUAAACUAGCGUAUAUGUAUGUCACUAACAUGUCUUCUGUUUGAAAAUAGAAAUACCUUAAAUUUUUAUUACCGU